AUGGAUUUUCAACAUAGAGCUGGCGGUGAUGGUGUUGCCAGUGGAUCGGAAUCGAAUCGCGAUCGACGCGAACGACUCCGUCAAUUGGCUCUUGAAACAAUUAAUCUUGCUAAAAAUCCUUAUUCUAUGAGAAAUUGUGUUGGAACUUAUGAAUGUAGAUUUUGUUUAACUUCACAUAAUAAUGAAAGUUCAUAUUUGGCACAUACACAAGGAAAAAAGCAUCAAUCGAAUUUAGCUCGACGUGCUGUUCGUAAAAAUCAACAAUCAUCUGAUAUAGUUCAAUCAAUAAAACGUCAUUCUGAAGUUCGUAAAUUUAUUAAAAUAGGUCGUCCUGGUUAUAAUGUAACAAAACAGCGUGAUCCAAGUGUAGUUUUAAUACCAUAA
Adineta steineri is the source of this 384-nucleotide messenger RNA. Lineage: Eukaryota; Metazoa; Rotifera; Eurotatoria; Adinetida; Adinetidae. The record is from the annotation of a GenBank genome assembly.